GAAGAUACGUCAUCGACAAAACGUUUUGUACAGGCGCAAAGACGGCGCAACAAUAUGGCUCUGACACAUACGUGGGAAAAACAGCGGAGCAUUCAUUAUGAAGUGGAGCUUAAGGUUAUUCAUAUUUUAUACAUUCUGCGCGAUACCACAGCGAGAGUAUAAACAUGACUGAUUCGUUUACUACACCACCGUUUCGGCCCAUCGAUGACUUCUUGGGAGCCGGGGCACGAUUUCAGAUCCCAAAUGUACAAGAUCUAGACAAGUGGGCCAACAGAGUACUCAACAAUCUUAUUUACUAUCAGACCAACUAUUUUGCGGUAAUUGGAAUCGUUUUUCUCCUGGUUGGCUUCUUCUACCCUGGUCAGCUCCUCGUUGGUAUGAUCGCUACGCUGGCGACUUUGGCGUUACAGGACUAUUUAGACAGGCAUCAGGCAGCUUUUGCCAGACUGAAGCGCCAACGCCCGGGCAUUUGUCUUGUGAUAAUGCUCAGUGGUGGUUACAUGGUGGUCGCACUAGUGGGGUCCGUUCUAGUGUUUCUGUUCGGUAUUGCCUUGCCAGUUUUAAUCGUAUUCAUCCAUGCGUCUUUGCGACUACGCAGUCUCAAGUCUAAGGUCUUUAAUCAGGUGGAAAGACUAGGCGCAGUUCGGACUCCGAUGGGCUUUGUACUUGAGCUGCUGGGCGAGACGUUUGACCAUCUGGGCGUCGUUAACUAAAACGGCAGCAGAAUCGACAAGAGCAUUUUGCUUGAAUUUAUACAGCCCGCAGGACAUUUUUAGAGAUUUAUCUAUAUAUAUAUGGGUGCUGCUAACUUCACCAAUUUUUGGCGAGUUCCCGAGUGCAAUCAUCUGAUCUGUCCUGUUGCCUAUGUAUGUAAUGUUUAUCUGACAAUGAGGCCGCUUGUUGAACAUUAACAAUGUUAAUUUUUAGCAAAUUAUCUAUUACGAUAUGAGCGGAUGACUCAAAGCAGUCAUGUUGUUAUUGAUCAGAGAACUGACAAAUUUACGGCGUUAUGGAGCAACACUCUAAGAAAGUAUCUAGAGUAAAAUUUCUUAUAAAAAAGGUUUAAGAAAUAAUGUUUCGUGUAAGGCUAAAUUUUCAGUUCCUUAAUUUUUUAAGUUUAACAUACACGCUGAUAGUGGUAAUCUGCCGUUGAUAAAUUGUGUUUGUAUUUAGCUCUUGGGUUUAUUUAUCGUUUAAAAGUGAUGCAAACGCGCAGAUCCACUUAGUUAGAUAGGAUCCAUACUAUAUAAUGCACACUACCUAGUUACAACUGAAUACAAUUAUAUAUUUAGUACAAUAAUAAAUUCCUAGACGUGAUCUAGCAGUUGGAAAUCAACCAAUGCUUCGUGGGUUUUGCGCGCCACUCACUGCAUUCCAUAAAUAGUUUUUUUUGCUGGCCAAUCAUGAGCUCCUAAUAAUAGUUCUGACCCUACGAUGCAUGCAACGAAUAUUAUUAAAAAAAAAAA
Varroa destructor (honeybee mite) is the source of this 1466-nucleotide messenger RNA. RefSeq names its product PRA1 family protein Jwa (gene Jwa). Gene Ontology annotation, cellular component: membrane. The record is from RefSeq and is a predicted model, not a curated record. Lineage: Eukaryota; Metazoa; Arthropoda; Arachnida; Mesostigmata; Varroidae.